AUGGCAGCUGCUAACGAGGACGGACCCGAGCUCAUGAUCCGCGAAGACAACCAGUCCUGCAUCAAAACGACCAAGAAUCCGGUCAACCACGGCCGCGCCAAACACAUUGAUAUCAAGUACCAUCACAUUCGCGAUGAAGUCAAGCGCGGUGAAGUGAAGCUUGAAUACUGCGAGACGACGGUGAGGUUGGCAGACAGUAUGACCAAGGGGCUCCACAGACCGCUCCACAAGGACUUGAAACCGCCGCUAGGCAUCUGUUCGCAUUCGGAUUGA
Molecule: messenger RNA, 273 nt
Organism: Peronospora matthiolae
Lineage: Eukaryota; Oomycota; Peronosporomycetes; Peronosporales; Peronosporaceae
Source: the annotation of a GenBank genome assembly